Molecule: messenger RNA, 2611 nt
Organism: Diprion similis
Lineage: Eukaryota; Metazoa; Arthropoda; Insecta; Hymenoptera; Diprionidae
Gene: Nnp-1
Product: ribosomal RNA processing protein 1 homolog
Exons: 7
Coding region: 7-2175 (722 amino acids)
Biological process (GO): rRNA processing
Cellular component (GO): preribosome, small subunit precursor; nucleus; preribosome, large subunit precursor
Source: RefSeq, a predicted model, not a curated record
GAUAAAAUGUCGGUGAAAAAAAUACAGAGGAAACCCAAGCACGUGUUGCCAAGAACCAAACGUGUCGGGCAGGAGUUCAAAAAUGGAAAAAUUCAGAAGAACGAAACCCGAAAGUCACCGAAGAACCAAAAAACCUUGGUCAUUGCUCACGAAAUAAAAUUUGCCAAACUACUUGCUGGUAAUGACAAAAAAGUUAGAGAUAAGGUGCUAAAGAACCUAAAGAAAUGGUUAACUGUGCGAUCCGAAAGCUCCUUUGCCUUCGAGGAACAGGAUUUCAUGAGGUUGUGGAAGGGCCUCUAUUACUGUAUGUGGAUGUCGGAUAAACCACUGAUUCAAGAAGAACUAGCCGAGUCGCUUAGUAAACUCGUACAUUGUUUUAAUAACAGAGAUACUGCUCUGCUUUAUACUAAAUGUACUUUACUGACUCUCGCAACUGAAUGGUUCGGAAUUGAUCAGUACAGAUUAGACAAAUUCCAAAUGUUGGUACGAAGAAUCAUUCGACAAACUUUCACAAUGUGUAAAAAUAAACUAUGGAAUCGGGAUUGGGUUGACGGAGUUACAAAGAUAAUCGAAGACCUUUUGGUAGAAUCAAAAGCUACCAUAGGUUUCAGUUUGCACGUAACAGAAUUGUAUAUGGAAGAAUUGGCAAAGGUGAGUGGUGGUGAUGUACCAGAAGAUGUUGUCGUAGAAUUCGUCAGACCCUUUGCAGUGCACUUGGCAACUAUGAACGAUGAAAGAGAAAUACGGCAUGUCAUGAAGCAUGUUUUUAGGUAUUUAAUUUUUCAAUCCGAUGCUGGUUUGGAUUACAUGGAAAAGUUCGAAGCUUGGAGACACGCAGGUUUUCCCGAUGGAGACAUUGAAUCGAUGCAAAAAGUAGAAGUCGAUGAAUCUGACGAAGAUGAUAACGAAGAGAAAAGUGAUUCUGACGAUGAUCGUCCAAUUGAUAAUGCAGAUGAAAAACCAUUGGAUCCGCGGGCUGGUAGAGUGGAUGUUGAUUUACCACAAUUACCAGUUAAUGCUAAAGUCAUGGCUGAUAUGGUUAUGAACUACAGAUUUCAUCCAUCGUCUACAACAAAAUCUCGACGGCAAAUAGUAAGGGUAGCUAAAGAGUAUAAUGAGUUGUCUGAAGGAAAUAUGCCAUUAGGUAUUAAGAAAGUGAAACUUCAUGAGGGUUCCAAAUCUGAGACUAGUUCAAAGAGUGGAGCAUGGAGAUUAUUGAAAUUUGAACAGGAACUUUAUUCUGAUACCAUCAGGGGUAAACGUAAGAAAAAAAGUGAAAAAGCGAUAGAAGAGGAUUCAAAUUUGGACCAGGAUUCUGAUUUUGCAACCAAAAAAGUAAAGUCUGAAAAUACCACAAAGGCGAAAAAACAAAAUGCAAAAAAGAACAUAUCAGCAGAGCACAUAUCAGAGCAUGAAAACGACAAAGCUAGCCCUCUCAAAGUGAAGACAAGUACUGUAGAUGCCUCUAAAAAAAAGAAAAGAAGUGCUACGAUAAGUGAUGACGAAGGUGUAGCCACAAUUACCGAUACUCCAAGAAAGAGAAAGUUGAAAAGUGUAAGAUCGGUGCAAAAUGGUGACACUAAUGAUGCAAAUGAGAAUGCGAAGAAUGUGAAUAAAAUCAUCAAACCCAAGCCGCUGAAGGAUGAUGGCAAUUUAUCUAAUGCCGAGCCUUCUACGCUGGCAAAGAAAUCUCUUAUCAAGAAUGGUCUGAAGAAAGUAAAGAGAUACAGUUCUGAAGGGAAUUGGAGUAUUUCUACAGAUAUUAGUUCAACGUCACCAUCAGUAUCAAAUCUUCGUCUUCCAACUACUAGUUUGCAGGAUACUUCAAAAUCAGCCGACAAGUCACAACCGAACCGGGCAUUAUCCUGGUUGACACCAGUGCGGACAAAGCAGUCAACGAAACAAUCGAUCACAGAGAUUUCCACUAUUAAUGCUACCAGUUUCACCACACCAAAAACACAAGCAAUUAAUAAACUUUCGUCGUCCACCUCCAAAAAGAAAGUGAAAAUAGUUCUUCAGAAUAAUACAGCUCAGCACACGUCGGAUUAUAGGCUUCAGUUGAAAAAGAGCCCUGCUAUACCUUUCGACGCCAACCGAAAGCCUCCUGUGGGCGUGCUCAAGCCUAGUCCAAUAAAAAGUCCAGUAAAUCCAUUUUAUAAACGGAAUUUUAAAUAGGUAUUUCAAUUUUAUACUUACUACAAUUUUCUGAAUGAUCAUUUCUUUUCGGGACUAUGGAGAGGAAAUUGUGAGCGGAUUCGUGUUGCACUUUUGAUUUUAAAAUGAGAUACAUACAUGUACAUACAUCGAGUGCACAGAAACAUGAUUUUAAUUGAAUGAAAAAUUUACACUGAAUCCAUUAAUUGCAUUGAUUUAAAGUAUUUAACUUUUGACUAUACAUGUCACAAUUACACGUUUUUGCUAUCAUACAUGAAAGUAAGUUCAUUAGAAUUGAAAUAUUAAUAGGUUACAGGCACAUGAAACGAAAAACAUGUAACACACGUAAAACUGUGUAAUAUCAACAUACUUAUCGUUCAUAAGUAUGCCUGAGUAUCAGUGAUAGUACGAGAUUGUUCAACAUGUCUUCUUCUAUCGAAGAAAAUAAAUAUCGAUU